This is a messenger RNA of Bufo bufo (common toad), 2628 nucleotides long. RefSeq names its product methylmalonyl-CoA mutase (gene MMUT). Lineage: Eukaryota; Metazoa; Chordata; Amphibia; Anura; Bufonidae. The transcript has 13 exons. The coding region runs from base 151 to 2415 and encodes 754 amino acids. The record is from RefSeq and is a predicted model, not a curated record. Gene Ontology annotation, molecular function: metal ion binding; methylmalonyl-CoA mutase activity; cobalamin binding. Gene Ontology annotation, cellular component: mitochondrion.
CUUUCCCGGGGGGUGGUGCAGGUAGGCAGGACACCGGAAGUGACGUACAAGCUGUCCCGCUGCACGCCGGGAUUUGUAGUCCAGUCCUGGUUCCUGGCCGCUGUCAGGACAUAAGCUCCGACUGCUCAGACUUCCGGUCAUCUUCGGAUCAUGCUGAGGGCGAGGGCACCGCAUCUGCUUCUGGGGAAGGUCUGCGGAAACCAGCGCCCCGGUGCCACCAGCCUGCCAGCCCUCCUCAGGCUCGGCCGCCUCCCCCCCGCACGGAGCCAUCAGACCUUACACCCAGAAUGGGCGGCCCUGGCCAAGAAACAGCUGAAGGGGAAAGAUCCGGAGAGUCUAAGGUGGCACACGCCAGAGGGUAUAGUGAUAAAGCCUCUCUACACCAAGAGGGACACGACAGAGCUGCCCGAGGAACUGCCCGGAGUCAAUCCCUUCACCCGAGGCCCGUACCCCACCAUGUACACCCACAGACCCUGGACCAUCCGACAGUACGCCGGCUUCAGCACCGUGGAGGAGAGCAACAAGUUCUACAGGGACAACAUAAAGGCCGGUCAGCAGGGAUUAUCCGUCGCUUUUGACCUGGCCACCCAUCGAGGAUACGACUCUGACAACCCUCGGGUUCACGGAGAUGUGGGCAUGGCUGGUGUGGCCAUUGACACAGUAGAAGACACAAAGAUGCUUUUCGAUGGAAUUCCUUUGGAGAAGAUGUCAGUCUCCAUGACCAUGAACGGCGCAGUCAUCCCUAUCCUGGCCAUGUUCAUUGUCACGGGGCAGGAGCAGGGUUGUCCUCAGGAGAAGCUCACUGGGACCAUACAGAAUGACAUAUUGAAAGAGUUUAUGGUCAGAAACACCUAUAUAUUUCCUCCAGGGCCAUCCAUGAGAAUCAUUGCUGAUAUUUUCCAGUACACGUCACAGUACAUGCCAAAAUUUAACUCCAUCUCGAUCAGCGGGUAUCACAUGCAGGAAGCUGGAGCCGAUGCAGUUCUGGAGCUGGCCUACACAGUAGCUGAUGGUCUGGAGUAUUGCCGUACAGGGCUGAAAGCCGGCCUGACCAUUGAUGAAUUUGCACCCAGGUUGUCUUUCUUCUGGGGCAUCGGGAUGAAUUUCUACAUGGAAAUAGCAAAAAUGAGAGCGGGUCGGAGGCUGUGGGCGCAACUGAUAGAGAAGAACUUCCAGCCCAAAGAUAAGAAGUCGCUGUUACUGCGAGCCCACUGUCAGACGUCGGGGUGGUCACUUACAGAACAGGACCCAUAUAACAAUGUGGUUCGCACCGUGAUUGAAGCCAUGGCCGCCGUUUUCGGGGGCACUCAGUCGCUCCACACUAACUCGUUUGACGAGGCUCUAGGUCUGCCCACUGUCAAGAGCGCGCGGAUCGCUCGCAACACCCAGAUUAUCAUUCAGGAGGAGUCUGGGAUUCCCAAGGUGGCGGACCCCUGGGGUGGAUCCUACAUGAUGGAGUGCCUCACAGAGGACGUCUACCAAGCUGCUCUGAAGCUCAUUAACGAGAUUGAAGAAAUGGGUGGAAUGGCCCGAGCCGUGGCUGAGGGAAUCCCAAAACUGCGCAUUGAGGAGUGUGCGGCCCGGAGACAAGCUAGGAUUGAUUCAAGUUCUGAAGUGAUUGUCGGGGUUAAUAAAUACCAGUUGGAGAAGGAGGAGACUGUCGAGGUUCUUGCCAUUGAUAAUACUUCUGUUCGCAGCCGCCAAAUCGAGAAGCUGGAUAAGGUCAAGGCUACCAGAGACAGUGCUGCUGCGGAAAGCUGUUUGGCUGCAAUCACUGAAUGUGCUGCCACUGGCCAAGGAAAUCUCCUGGGACUUGCAGUUGAAGCCGUCCGUGCAAGGUGCACUGUGGGAGAAAUCACGGACGCAAUGAAGAAGGUAUUUGGUGAACACAAGGCCAGUGAUAGAAUGGUGAGCGGAGCCUAUCGGCAGGAGUACGGGGAGAGUGAUGAGAUCGCUUUUACUCUUAACAGAGUCCAGAGCUUCAUGGAGAGAGAAGGACGGAGACCUCGUCUGCUUGUAGCCAAAAUGGGGCAAGAUGGCCAUGAUAGAGGGGCAAAGGUUAUCGCCACGGGGUUCGCAGACCUCGGCUUUGAUGUGGAUAUCGGCCCCCUCUUCCAGACUCCUCGUGAGGUGGCACAGCAGGCGGUAGAUGCAGAUGUGCACGGUGUCGGUGUGAGUACACUGGCGGCGGGCCACAAGACACUAGUUCCGGAACUCCUCAAAGAACUGAGUGCCUUAGGACGGCCUGAUAUACUUGUGAUCUGCGGAGGAGUCAUCCCACCCCAGGACUAUGAGUUCUUGUAUAACGCCGGAGUAUCCAGUGUGUUCGGACCUGGAACCAGAAUCCCAAAAGCUGCAGUACAAGUCAUCGAUGACAUAGAAAGAAGCCUGGAGAAACGUCAGCAGUCGUUAUAAUGCAGCAGAAGGAGCUCACAUUUCCCCUCCAUCAGUGCUGCCCCAGGAGAGAUGGACUCUUCAAGGUCUUCCUAAAAUGGCUGGAAGACAAUUUUCCUUCUCAAAAGACUUUUUGCCUCGUGGCCUCAGUUAUGAUCAGAUAAUUGGUCUGUGUGAAAAUAUCAUUAUAUAUACCAUCGUAAUUUAAAAUAAAAGAUACCUUUUGUAAAUUUU